AUGCUUGCACCGCAUAGUCCAGCCGCAGGUGGCAUUCGGAAAGGGACCAAGAGCUGCACCGAAUGUAGGAGAAGAAAAGUCCGCUGCGUUCGUAUCCCUGAAGACGCGCCAACAUGUCGUCAGUGCGCAGAACGCAACACCGCUUGUCUCGCUCAGACGUCCAGUUCCCGUCCACGACAAGCGAAUCGAUUGCCCUCCCGAUACCGGAUUGCACAGCUAGAGUCUCAGGUUAGUCGGUUGACCAAAGCCGUCAACAGUAUUGAGGUCAAGCUUGGAGGCAACCCGUCGAUCCAGCUCGAUCAGACGGUGACCCACUCCCCCGGAUCCGACGAGUCGGACGCAGAGUCCACUGCAUCCGAGAUUUUAAUUGCGGAGGAGCCUUCACAUCUGCGCUCGCUUUUCCAGAAUGACUGGCUUACUGUUGACACCAACCGCCGUGACGAGCAGCUGCAGGAACGUAGAGUGAAGGCGUCCGCGCACCUCGCCGAGAGAGUGCGCCCAGCGCUGCAGAAGCUGAUCCCGACUAAAGAACAGACGGCGGAAAUGCUGGUUUGCACUUAUGACUGGCUGCAGAUGGUCCAUGCCAUGUUGCCCCAACCGUCAGUGCCCAGCUCGAGGCAGGAAAUCCUCGAUCGUUACGAAGAGAUGUGUGGACCGGGUGUGGACAUUAUUGCUCUGGCUUCGUGGCUAUUGACUCUGGCUAUCACCGCGCAGCAGGUGCCGCAGGGAGGCGAGAGCCCGGACAGUCCAUCGAAGGGAUACCAUCGUCGGAUAGAUUUCGCGCGCACCGUGUCAGACGCCGUUGAGAGUCUGGUCCUGGCUCAUGAUAGGUUGGUCGGGACAUUUCAAGGGCUCGGAAUGUGCAUCCACUUCAUUCGCUUGCAAAUGGGUCGUGGAAACGCCCAGAAGGGCUGGCUAAAAUUGCGACAUCUCAUCGCGCUUGCGGAGCUAAUGGGUCUACCCAAGGCCGUACAGCUCGCUCGAAUAAAAAAGCCCAACGGGCCUGCGGAAGAGGCAGAGCGGAAUGAGAAGAUGCAGCUCUGGAAUCUAAUCUGCACGGUCGACCGUUUGUCCGGGUUGUUAAUAAACCUCCCACCAUAUACUAGACGGUAUCAGCUAAGAAAUGCCGAUGAGCUAAUAGUCAAUGGCGUUGUUCAGGCGUCGGUAUACAUGAAUCGGUUGAUGGAUGUCUCGCCCAAGAUCCACGACCUGGAAGACCUCAGUGCUAGUGAAGGACCGACCACGAAGCUCUACACUUCCGCGCUCGAAAUUAUUCGAGAGGCAAGAGAUCUUGCUUCUCAGACCCCUUCGUCUUGGUGGGCCAUAGAUACAACGAAUGAUCUAAGGCCUGAUCAUAUUGUCCAGUUCAUGCACUAUUGCCUUGUCAUGAAGGCUCACCUGCCGGUCGCCCUCCGGCAAGACCGGACAGAAGAGUACUUGUACAGCCGAUUAGCCUGCAUUGAUGCAUGUGAGUCUGUUGCCCAGAGAUACCAUUUCAUUCGCCAGAAGCUCCCCUCGGGAUUCUUCACUUUACGAAUGCUCGAUCUUCAGGCCUUUGGAGCUAUGGCAGCGCUCCUUUUACUCUCUCACACUUCUCCAUUCCCCGACCAUCGUACCUUUCAGGUCGAUAAGCCCCGUAUAGAGCGCGUCGUCACGCAAAUCAUUGAACUUAUGGAAGAGAAGUCCAAAGACGGAGUCGGUGCUGAUUUUGCUGAGCGCGGGGCUAAGACACUCCGUGCGCUACGAAGCCUUCUACAGCAGGACGCGAACAAUCCUACACCAAUGCAGGAAUUAACCGUUAAUGUGCCGCUCCUAGGGAACAUUCACAUUCGCCGCAAUGUUCCUGCAGCACAAAACACCGUCCCUGAGAGUCAGCAGCCAAGUACAAUGCAGCAACCGGCUGACUGGCCAUCACAGGAGCAAAUGAUGACCUCUGCCUUCAAUCCUCAGCUUACUACCUCGAGCACGUACAUGCAAGGGCCCUUAGUUCCUAGCCAUGGCCCGUCUAGUUCACAAUGGGAACCGCUCUCGUGGUCCGUUGAAGAUGGCGGCGAAAACCUUCUUGACGAUGCUUUGAUGGUAGGAACAUUCGACCAGGCAGCUUUGUGGCAAAGCAUGUACUAUAAUACCACGUUCAGCUGAUGUGCCCAAAGCAGCACUCGCACUAUGCUUGUA
Molecule: messenger RNA, 2175 nt
Organism: Aspergillus nidulans FGSC A4
Lineage: Eukaryota; Fungi; Ascomycota; Eurotiomycetes; Eurotiales; Aspergillaceae
Product: transcription factor domain-containing protein
Exons: 3
Coding region: 1-2142 (713 amino acids)
Biological process (GO): regulation of transcription by RNA polymerase II; regulation of DNA-templated transcription; DNA-templated transcription
Cellular component (GO): nucleus
Molecular function (GO): DNA binding; zinc ion binding; DNA-binding transcription factor activity, RNA polymerase II-specific
Source: RefSeq, a predicted model, not a curated record